Molecule: messenger RNA, 2884 nt
Organism: Neurospora crassa OR74A
Lineage: Eukaryota; Fungi; Ascomycota; Sordariomycetes; Sordariales; Sordariaceae
Product: auxin Efflux Carrier superfamily protein
Exons: 3
Coding region: 688-2427 (579 amino acids)
Biological process (GO): transmembrane transport
Cellular component (GO): endoplasmic reticulum; membrane
Source: RefSeq, a predicted model, not a curated record
CACUUUCCACCUGACAGUCACCGCGCGGCACUACCGGAAGCCAAGGGCUAGGCUGAUGUCGCCUGUGUGCCACACGGAGGGAUAGCUACGCAGUCCAAGACUUCCAAGACCCCAAAGCCUCCAGCCGCCACUCCUACCUAACACGGACCCCCCAGCCUGUUCUUAUCUUUCAACCCGUCUGCCUCAAAGAGCGUCCGAGGACUCAUCAUCGGUUGUUGGAGCCCAUCGUCCUUCGUAGAGUUUCUGUUUCUUUCAAAAGAAUUGGUCAAGCUAUUGGGAAACGCCUUCCUGUUCAUACUAAUCACAUCAUCUUUGCAUCUACCUACCUUACCUAGGUACCUGGUAACAAGGGAAGCAUUUUCGGCCCCUGCAAACCACGGACUCCAGCGCUUACAACCUGUCACUGUAUCAAAGCUGUUGCAAGCCUGCGCCAAAACCUACGAGGAUUUACACUGCUGACAGGUACCUACCCACGUAACCCUGCCUGCCUCAGCCCAGAGCUGGAAACAGAAAAACGAAAAAAAACUAAAAGCACCCGACCCCCACCUCUCCGCGGUCUCUUCCGAUCCAUUCUCCCAGACCGCAAAUUAUCAUAUUCGAACCACACAGAGCUAAGCUCUUGUCUGCUUCCAGUUGGCAUUACUCAACCCGUUGCUCGAAUCGACUUCGCCGAUUUUGUGACACUUGAUGGGUCUCCUCAACAUCCGAUCGCCGACGUCAUUGCGGACGGCCGUGACCACCGCUGGCGAUUCGCUCAACGACUUUUCGAUAUCAACUACCGCACCCUUUACCGUCUUCGCGCCCGGCGAACAUGACUCUCAUCCGUCUCUUCCCCAUAUCGUGCUCCUCGUCUUCGGGGCCGUCCUCGAGGUAGUAUGCGUCAGUUUGCCGGGAUACAUCAUUGCCAGGCUUGGCCACUUCGACGCUGAGAAGCAAAAGUUCUUGGCAAACCUUAACGUAAUGCUAUUUACGCCAUGUCUUAUCUUCACCAAGCUUGCAUCUCAACUUAACGCCGAUAAGCUGAUUGAACUGGGCGUCAUUCCUAUCAUAUUUGUGAUCCAGACGUUCGUCUCGUACAUGGUCUCGGUGGGAGUCGCAAAAUGCUUCGGAUUCAACAAGCGCGCUUCCAACUUCGUCACCGCCAUGGGCGUAUUUGGCAACUCCAACUCGUUGCCCAUCUCCCUGGUUAUCUCGCUGUCGCAAACCUUGAAGGGAUUGCAUUGGGACCGGAUCCCGGGUGAUAACGAUGAUGAGGUUGCCGCACGCGGUAUUCUGUAUCUGAUGGUCUUCCAGCAACUUGGCCAGCUUGUCCGCUGGAGCUGGGGAUUUCACGUUCUCCUUGCGCCCAAGUCCAAGUACGAUGAAUACAACAACGAAACGAUCGAGGAGGGUCGGUACCGCGACGAACCGGACGAGGACGAAGAAGCGGCGCAGCUUAUUCAAGGGCUGGAUAGCACCCACGAGAUUGGCGAAGAAAGCUACGCGCACGGUUACAGGAGCCCAACAAUGCAGUCCGACAACUCCGAAGUCUACGAGCCUGCAGGCCGAACUCCUGUCAUUGGGUCGUCAAGGACCUCUCCUAGUGAUUCUGGCGAAGACGAUUCGGAUACUAUUCGGAAGGUCAACAACGACAACAGCGCUGUAUCCGACCGCGAUGAGCGGCCCAACGGAAUAAUGUCGUUUCCACGCAUCAGUCACGCGCAUGAACGUGAGGUUCCCAAAGGAUUCCCGGCGCGCGUCAAGGCAUUGGCGAAGAAGGCUGCUGUAUCAGUGGGGGCUUCCGUCACCGGUGUCGCUCGUACUGUAUUCUCUGCUCUUCCGGCUCCCCUGCAGACUGUGCUUAUCAAGAUCUACCGCGGCAUGGGCCGCUUCGGUGCCGGUCUCUGGGAGUUCAUGAACCCACCUCUUUGGGCUAUGCUCUUUGCCGUCAUUGUGGCCUCGAUCCCCGAUCUCCAGGAACUCUUCUUCAAGGACGACACUUUUGUCAAGACCAGUAUCACCAGCGCCAUCAACUCCUCCGCUGGCGUCGCUGUCCCCUUGAUCUUGGUUGUAUUGGGAGCUAACUUGGCGCGCAAUACGCAGAAGCGUGAUGAGGUGGACGCCGAGGAGAAGGAGAUUGGCACCAAGCUACUGGUUGCUUCCCUGAUUAGCCGUAUGCUCCUCCCGACUCUAAUCAUGGCGCCCAUUCUUGCGCUCUUCGCCAAGUAUGUGCCUGUCAGCAUUCUGGACGACCCGAUUUUUGUCAUCGUCUGCUUCCUCCUUACCGGUGCGCCUAGCGCGCUUCAGCUGGCUCAGAUUUGCCAGAUCAACAACGUGUACGAGGUAGUCAUGGGCAAGAUCUUGUUCCAAAGCUACGUCAUCUGGAUCCUUCCUUCCACCCUCAUGUUGGUCAUGUGCGCUCUUGAGGUUGUCGAGUGGGCGGCUUAAAUGAGUGCCACUCCACAUGAGCAUUUACGUCGUCACGUCAUCAUAAGUCUUUCUUGAGGAACGCAUUUUAGGGUUGACGCGUUGCCUGGUGUAAUAUCUUGCGCAAAUUGUAACAUUGUUUUAUUCUCUGCACCAGUCGGCGUUCGGAUGAGGUAACGGUUUUCGGUUGAAAAUAUGAGAUGGGCCUUUCCCGCACUCCAAGUGUCGAUGGGGAAAGCCGAAAAAAAAAGCUUAUUGGCCGUUAGACAGAUAUGGAAGAAUGGAUAAAGAUGUAUGAUUAACGAAGCGGACAACGGGUACUAGGAUGUACAACUCAUGACUCCUGAGAAUGAGAGCAUUUCAUUGUUUCAGUGUCUAAACCUCCUGGCUAGAUGUAUGCUCUCAGCCAUACGUUCUAAUAUUUGAGUCUCAAAAUAGAGUUCUCGAAGCAAUGGGUUAAAAGGCUCGAGUAUUUCAC